GCGUAAGGGCCCCCGGGAGUUAAAAGAUCAACCAGAGGCUUCGAGUAAAACAAACUGAAUAUUUGGUUGUACUUCAUCAUGAUGGUAGCACUGAUUAAUCUGUUUUAUUUACAUGGGAAGUAUGUAAACAAAUGGUGUUCUCGAAAAAAAUAAGUUUUGUGAUUAAUAAUUUUACUUGUAUGAAAUGGGUAGUUGUAGUGAAGUUGUUUCUCUACAACUCGGUAACUAUGCUAAUCAUAUCGGUGCACAUUGGUGGAAUCUUCAAGAGCUGAGUUUUGUCUACAAGUCCGACACGCCUUCCGAAAUCAACCAUGAUGUUCUAUUUCGAGAAGGGUUGACGCCAAAUGGGGACGUGACGUACACCCCUCGCCUGCUGCUGGUGGACCUGAAGGGCAGCCUGGGACACCUGCCGGAGCGCGGGGAGCUGUACGAGGGGCCGGCCGCGCCAGGGCUCGGCGCGGUGCCCUGGCCCCAGGACCGGGUGGAGGUGCGUGCCGCGCCGCGCCGCGAGAAGAACGCCUACCUGCAGGAUGUGGACCAGCGGCACGCCAUGCAGCUCGAUGACCCCAGCACGGCGCUGAAGGUGUACCGGCUGGAAGGGGAGGUGGAGGGGUGGACGGACUACCUGCGGCCGCGCCUGCACCCUAGCACGGUGUCCGUGGUGAGCAGCUACGAGCACGGCUCCGCGGAGCGACCCUUCGACAUGCACCAGCUGGGCUCCGCGCUGUGGGCCACCGACCAGUUCCGGGACGACUUCGCCGACCGCACCCGGCGCUUCGUGGAGGAGUGCGACAACAUGCAGGGCUUCCACCUGCUGCUGGACGCUGCGGACGGCUUCAGCGGGCUGGGCGCGGGCCUGCUGGCACACCUGCGCGACGAGUACCCGCGCAAGGACGUGCUGGCCUUCCCCUGCCUGCCGGGCUCGGGCGUGCGGUCGCGCGACGGUGCGCACGCCCUCAACACGGCGCUGUGCGUGCGCGACCUGGCCGAGCACGCCUCCUUGUUCGCCCCGCUGUGCCUGGGGCGCGCCGGCUGGGGCCGGCCCGGCCCGCCGCGCGUCCUCCCGCACGUGCAGUACGACGUGGACCUGCCGUACCACACAGGGGCGAUCCUGGCGGCCGCGCUGGACACGCUCACCCUGCGGUACCGCCUGCGUGCGGGCCCGCCCUCCUCCCUGGGCGAGAUGUGCGCGGAGCUGGGGCGUGCGGGGCGCCGCGCGGCCGCGGCCAGCGUGGGGCUGCCCUUCCCGCUGCGGCCGGACGCCUGCCUGCUGGAUGCGCUGGAGGCCUGGGAGGGCCCCCUCUGGACCUGCCUGUCGCCCGGCUGCUCCCUGGACGACGACCGCAUCUGGGUGCAGUCCGUGGCGCUGCGCGGCGUAGCGCCCAACCGCCUCAGGAGGCCGGAGACGCCCCUGCAGAGCGGCAACCCGGCGCACGCCUGCUCCACGGUCCAGGAGAUGCUGCGACUCUUCCUCUCGUGCUGCAGCUACGCCACGCUCUCGCACGUCACGGCCGCCAGCUCCGCAUGCCGCGCCUCCGCUCCCUUCCCCCACUUCUUCUCCGACCGCGUGCAGGUGGACGGCUCGGUGGGCGUCGCCGCUCGCUUCCCCGACACCAGUGUGUACUCGGUGCCGGCGGUGGCGGGCCUCCACUCCACCGAGAGCAUGGGCGCCGCGCUGGAGGCGCUGCACGGCGAGGCGGCGCGCCUGAGGCCGGCGCGGCUGCACAGGUUCCGCGCGGCCGGCCUCGAGGACGACGAGCUGGGCGAGGCGCUGGAGCAGCUGUUGCAGCUGCGCGAGUGCUACUGCAUGCAGUUCGACGUGUAGCCGUGCGCGUGUGCUGCCGGGCGUGUGGCGUUCAGCGUGCAGCCGUGCGCGCAGUUCCACUCGCGUGCUCAACAUGCGCUGAUGAACGUAGCUUGACUUUGUGACAGCGUGCGACAUUCGCAGUUCGUUAUUCAAUGAUGCGUGCUGCCUGACAUUCAGUGUCAUUGCUGCCCAACGCUGUGGACAUUAUUAUGUGAUCGUAAACCUUAAACUGUUUGAUCAACAUUUUUUUUCUAUACGAUGUUCUUGGGAGGGUGAAAAGUUGACUAUGUUUCUUAGUUUGCCAUCAACUGUGGAAUUUCUUAUAGGGAUGGGUGGAUUCCACUUUUCUCCUAUUUAGAUUCCUUAAUAACCCGUGAUUUCAGGUUCGAUUCUGAUUCCAAUUCACAAAUUUACUUUCUUUCGGAAUGAAAUCAGGGAAAUUCAAGCAGAAUAAAGAUUAACUCUAAAGAAGUCUAAAUAUACGUACAUUUUCUGACAAAAUGAAUAAUAUUAGCCCUAAAUAUAACAAUUUUUUUACUUGCUCACUUUACGUACAUUCCUUUGAAUUUGGUCUUCAAGCAGUAAAUUCAACAAAAAGAUUUUACAUUUUAAAAGCUUGAUUGUUUGUAGUAUUUCUGUCCCCCCAUCCCCUCCAAAAAAAACAACAUAUCAGCGCCUAAUAAUUAAAUAAUCAUGUUUAGCGUGCAAAUGAUAAAUUAUUUUAGUGUCUAUUUAGCCACCGUGGUUCACCAUCAACAAAUAUUUGCAAAUACAUAAUUAAAACUCAUCAAAAUCCAUGAUUUGGUGUUCUUGUGAAAUUCCUCUCCCUUGCCAUGAUCUUUAACAGUCCUGAUUGUUGUGUUGCACUUGAUUUACUUCAGUGAACAUUUAUAUUGACAUUAAAAUGGUAACUGAUCUUCAAAUAUUUUUUGUUCAUCAUGAUUCAAAUUCACAAUAGAUUUAAUAACGCAAGAUAAUUUUGUCAUGGCAAAUGAAACAUCAGAACAAACGUAAACCUGAACAUUUGUACAAAAAUUGGUUAACACGCGAGCAGGAACAUGUUAUGCACAAACAAUAAAUCAUUUAAUUUAAUUUAAUGACUAUAUACAAAUAAAUCAAUUUCUAAAAUAAUUUCUUUUAAGAAGAAAAUAUACUUACAUAAAAGCAUCAAAAAUAUAACGAGGAAUAAGCUUUUGAAUACGAAAGACUAAAGUUUAUGAACAACAUUAGUUGUCCAACCUACUUAAAAUUAUUUUCUUCAACAUGGCGACAUCGAUGUUGGAAGUGAAAGAUAUUAUGUUUACGAGUGGAGAGAAAAGUUACAUUAAUGUUGUAUUUAUGAAAUAAAGUUAUUCCCCAAAAGUACAGAAAUCUUUAGUUAGUGCAGUGUUACAAAUUAUAGGUAAUUGCAGUUUGUUGUAUAUUCUUCAAAUUAUUUAUUCGUCUUUUGUAUAUUAGUGAUAGGUAGAGACAUGGUUAUAUGGUAAUGCGCGAUAAAACGAAAUAACACCGAAAACCGCUUGAAAACACGAAAUCUCGUCUAUCCUGAUUAUUUACGCUUUUUUUUUCCAUUCUGUAAGGACAAAUCAUUAUCUUCAGCACAAACAAAUAUUUCUGACAGUAACUAGGAGCCAUAUAUAUUAUAUGUAGGGAAGGGAAUUUUUCGGUACUUUCAAGUGGCAUAAAGCGGUAUUUUCAAACCCAGAAAGCGGUACUUUCAGGAAGGGAAAAUCGGUGUUUUCAUAUUAAGUGUUUUAAUGAUUCCGCAAUAGUUUUCUCAUGAUGUAUAAACAAUUUUAACUUUCUGAUGCUUCCAAUUGUGAAUUAAUAAAUGGGGAAGUGUUUUUUAACUGAGGAAACGCCAUAAUACAUAUGAAAAGAAAGCAAAUUGACGCGUGCCCGCCCUCCCUAUAUUAAAUAUCACGUUACUUUACGUGAUAAUUAAACCCAAAAAUAGUUUUAAUAAGUUCAGAAGCAAUUCAGGGAAAAAUGUAUUUCAGCAAUAGGCCUACUCACGUAAUAUGCGGCAACGAAUCUGUGCAACGUCGUAGGUUAUAAACAAAGCGACGAAUAAUAGAAUAAUUCAUUAAAGCAACGAACCAUCUUCGCCCUUUAUUUUUCAUGUCGCUAUAACCACACAUAUUAAUGUACUUCAGAAUAUAAUAGUAAAUAUGGACAAGUUGUGUAAACAAAUGUAUAUUUUUUCUCCUGCUAAACAUGUACAUUGUGACGCCAUCUUGUGAACGGCGAUCUACCAACUGUAUUUAUAUUUUAUAAUAGUAUAAAUUUAACUAAUUAAGUUGUGAAAGAAAGUUUAAAUACUUUUUAAUACAUAGGAUUGAAUAUUAAUGUAGGAACAUAUAAUUAUUUAUGUCAAGUUUAUCUUUUCUUUUUAAUUAUUAAUAUCUAGUUUAUACUUCCACCACCAGGGCAGGGAAAUUUCGGCGAGAUGCAUGCGCACGCAUCUCAUCCCUUCCAAAGAGGAGUUAGUUCGCCCCUCCCUUCAUUUCUUCGUUCCCGCGCAUUUCUCCCUAUAUAAAGGCGAGGUCAUCCACCUGAGAGUCAGUUGAUCGGCCCGACGGCCAGUGUGGCUGGAUUCCGCCCACUGACCAUAGGACGAUCAGAACUACUGGCUAUCCGUUUUCUGCUGCUCGCACCCCUCCUUCGCGGUUAGGCCAGCCGAGGACCUAUCUCGGCCUAGGGAAUUUGUCUCCCUUCCCCCUCCCCUUUCUGGACGAUAGGGUGUACCGUGUGUUUCAAUUCAGUGUAUGUUGUAAAAGCCGAUGCAGGCAACAAAUUGAACUGUUUCUACAAUUCAGGUCAAUAAAAGUUCCGUGAAAAAUA
This is a messenger RNA of Bacillus rossius redtenbacheri, 4651 nucleotides long. RefSeq names its product protein misato homolog 1 (gene mst). Gene Ontology annotation, cellular component: mitochondrion; cytoplasm. The transcript is spliced from 8 exons. The record is from RefSeq and is a predicted model, not a curated record. Gene Ontology annotation, biological process: mitochondrion organization. Bases 185 to 1825 code for a protein of 546 amino acids. Lineage: Eukaryota; Metazoa; Arthropoda; Insecta; Phasmatodea; Bacillidae.